CUGAAGUAAGCAGUAAACACUAAACACACGUGUUUUAGUUUUACUUUUACUGAAUAGUAAAUGACGAAUGUUCGAUUUGAACCGUUCUGUACGGAUGUUUCUGUAAUUCCGUUUGAACAUGUGACUGUGCACUGUGUAGUAGACAGUGAUUAGUAUUUUUAAGGAGGUAAAAUAAAACAUGGAAGACGAUCCGUUUUUAACGCAUUACACUUACGAUUUAUCUCCAGAGUUAAUUACCUGUCUAAAUGAUAAACCUCCGCUUGAAGAGGAAGUCGUUUUAGAAUGGCCCGAGUUGGGAAAACUAAUAUUCAAAAGACCAAAAUUAACUUUAGUCGAAGACCGUCGUGUCAAGCCUUUGGAAGAAACUCGACCAUUUGCCAAGCUGCCAGAUAUACCUGUAGCCGUUGACAAUAUUAAAAAAUUGAUUUUUCACAAACAACUUGCAUCAAAUAUUAAAAAUAUCAAUACAUUUCAAUUAGAAUUGUUGUCAAUAAUUUCUAAGUAUCAUGAUUUUAGUUACACUGAAAGAAAUUUCGAUAACGCAGAAGAAUUGCGGUAUUGUUACUGUAUACAUGCUAUUAAUCAUGUACUUAAAAGUCGUGACAUUGUUGUUGCAAAUAACGAUAAAAAAGAUGGUGAUGAUGAUGAUGAGUUGCGAGAUCAAGGUCUUACCAGACCCAAAGUAUUAAUUUUAGUUCCAUUUAAAGAUGCUGCAUAUAGGAUUAUAAAUAUGAUGAUAUCCCUGAUGUCUUCCAAAGAAAAUUUCAAUGUAGUGCACAAAAACAGAUUUGUUGAAGAAUUCACCGGUGGUGAAUUGACAUUACCAAAAAAAAAUCCUAAGCCAGAAGACUUUGAAAAAACAUUUGUUGGAAACAUUGAUGAUGCUUUUAGAAUUGGCAUGGCAGUCACUAAAAGUAGUUUGAAACUAUAUGAAAAUUUUUAUAACUCUGACAUAAUAAUAGCAUCACCACUUGGUUUGCGUAUGAUUAUUGGUGCUGAAGGAGAGUCCUCUAGAGAUUAUGAUUUUCUAUCAUCUGUAGAAGUGUUGAUAUUUGAUCAAUCUGAAAUAUUUUUGAUGCAAAAUUGGGAUCACGUGUUACAUAUCAUGAAUCAUUUUCACCUACAGCCAAAGGAAGCACAUGGUACAGAUUUACAGCGAGUGCGUAACUGGUCAAUUAACGGCUUGUCUAAAUAUUAUCGACAAACAAUGCUAUUUUCGUCUUGUAAAUUACCUAACUUGAUGGCCAUAAUAAAGAAUAGGUGUUUAAAUUAUGGUGGCUCGGUCAGCGUUGUAAAUCCAAUCUUAACUGGUACUAUAAGCCAUGUCGUUUGUAGUCUUAAACAAUUUUAUCAUAAACUCAAUUCAAAAACACCAACUGAAUCCAUUAAAGAAAGAUUUGACUAUUUCAUAAAUAAAGUUCUCACACAACUUCAAGCUUCAAAUGAAAAACAUGUGUUAAUCUAUGUUCCGUCUUAUUUUGAUUAUGUGUGUAUUAGAAAUUAUUUGAAAACGGAAGAUUACAGUUUUGUACAAAUUAGUGAGUAUACCAAACCAGGCAAAGUAGCUAGAGCCAGGGAUUUGUUUUAUCAUGGUGAAUGUCAAAUUCUGCUGUAUUCUGAGCGUUUUCAUUUUUAUAACAGGACUAAAAUUCGUGGUAUUGAAAAUAUUAUUUUUUAUCAAUUACCCACGAUUGCUGGGUUCUACAGUGAACUUUGUAAUUCAAUCGUAGACAAUGAUAGUUAUACUCGGAAUAUUACAGCACUCUACUCUCACUAUGAUGCAUGCGUGUUAACAUCAAUAGUUGGAACUCAAAGAGCAAAAUAUAUGUUGACUUCAGAGCAAAAAAUACAUAUGUUCCACUCAGGAACAUAAUAUUGUAGUUAAAUUUAUGUUU
Messenger RNA from Melanaphis sacchari, 1895 nucleotides. RefSeq names its product digestive organ expansion factor homolog. The coding region runs from base 179 to 1873 and encodes 564 amino acids. Gene Ontology annotation, molecular function: U3 snoRNA binding; rRNA binding. The record is from RefSeq and is a predicted model, not a curated record. Lineage: Eukaryota; Metazoa; Arthropoda; Insecta; Hemiptera; Aphididae. Gene Ontology annotation, biological process: maturation of SSU-rRNA from tricistronic rRNA transcript (SSU-rRNA, 5.8S rRNA, LSU-rRNA). The transcript is spliced from 2 exons. Gene Ontology annotation, cellular component: small-subunit processome; nucleolus.